AUGGAUGAGUGGAUGGAUGGGUGGGUGGUGGUGUGGAGAGGCAGUGGAGCAUCCGCUUUCUCUGCAGGUUUCUGGCGGUUCAGAAGAGGCACCCUGGUCGAGCCGUGGAUUGUGCGGUUUCUCGCUAAGAGCAGUCCCUGGCCGGUGUUGGGCAUCGGGAGUACCUCGCAGUCGGCGCAGCAGCAGCAGCAGCAGCAGCAUCUGCAUCAGCACAGAGCACCUCUCAGCACGCAGGCCGAGUCGACGACGAUUGCAGCUCGUCGCAGGGCAGUGCUGGCUGGCGACGACGGGCAGAGUGUCGCUGGUGUGCGAGGGAGACGUGAGGCAGCCGGCCGCCGCUUGUUGAUCCUUGGCCUGCUUCCGACUCGACGGCUCGCGCACGCAAAAGCAUCCAGCAUCCUCGACGCUCCAGCAGCGCAGACUGCACCUUGA
Molecule: messenger RNA, 432 nt
Organism: Zasmidium cellare ATCC 36951
Lineage: Eukaryota; Fungi; Ascomycota; Dothideomycetes; Mycosphaerellales; Mycosphaerellaceae
Exons: 2
Coding region: 1-432 (143 amino acids)
Source: RefSeq, a predicted model, not a curated record